Messenger RNA from Jaminaea rosea, 947 nucleotides. RefSeq lists its product as hypothetical. The transcript has a single exon. The record is from RefSeq and is a predicted model, not a curated record. Bases 131 to 607 code for a protein of 158 amino acids. Lineage: Eukaryota; Fungi; Basidiomycota; Exobasidiomycetes; Microstromatales.
ACCGUAGCGCUUUGUCGGUUUCCCUCACCUGCUGCUCGCUGGCCCCCUCACUUGCUCGGUGACUGGCUUGGCGGCUGGGUUUUGCUGGCUCGUGAGGUUGAUGUUUGUGGUGUGAAAGAAGAAUAGAUUGAUGCGAUGGGAUGGAUGGAUGGGAUGGAUGGAUGCAUCGCACGUCGUCGAAGCGCUGUUUCGUACCUCCAACCUCUCACGCGCCAAGACCACUCGCACCUUGCACAAUCUCGCUCCGCCGCGCUUGUACCAAUCAGCCGUAUUUGAUGAGGAGAAGGUUCCAAUCUUCUCCUCCCCGCUCCGCCCUCGCUGUAGGCGGCGGCGAUGCCCGUGUCCAAUCAGCAAAGCAAUUGCAAGUGCGGAGCCACGAGUUCAGGAACGAGAUUGCGGGUCGCAGGUCGCAGGGCGUCGGCGCAUGCGCCAGAGUGCCGUCCGACCGACGUCGUGCUCAGGUACGAGAUUCGAGGCGCGAGUAAGGCCAGGGGGAACAGUGCGGGGCAUGGCGACCGGGCUUGCAAUGCCGAACUCGGCCCGGUGGGUAGAGAGAUUCUGCUUCUCGCUCGAUGAUGAGGUCCAGAUCGUGAUCCCGCUGACCUGAGCGCAGCGUCGUCGUCGUCGUCGUCGUCGUCGUCGUGAGCAACACCCAGCCUCGUACCCACCUGGACCUCGCUCUCCCUGUCAUGAUCACCAACCUAGCGCCACCGCCGUCGAUGUUCCCUGACCACGCUGGGUUCCCUCCCCUCAAGGUGAAAACUAUUGGUUAUUUUCGAUUCGCGACAGGCGAGACAAAAGAAAGGUGAUGGUGGUGAUAAGGUCGAAAGAAGAGAUCAAAAGUUGGAAUCAAAAGGAAAAGGCCAGGGCAGGAAAGGGAAGAUGGCGGGGCGAAGAGAAAGGAAGUGGAGAGAUGUAAAGGAGAGGAGACGAGAGGAGAUGACUAA